AGAUCUGUUAGGGGGAGGGAAACGUGCACUAAAAUUCUUCUUUUUUUCCCAGCCCAACAGAUGCUCCUUCUUUGUCAGGGUAUAAACGGCUCAAGGGAGGACGGACCAGCUCCCCCCAGCUGGAGCCACAAACCAAGCUACCCAGAUCUCGAAAAAAUGACUUGUGCAGCCGACAGCUGCAUCCAAUUCACGCGUCAUGCAAGUGAUGUUCUGCUCAACCUGAACCGAAUGCGUAGCAGAGAUAUCCUUACAGAUGUCAUGAUUCUGGUCAACAGACAACAGUUCCGAGCACACAAAACGGUCCUUAUGGCAUGCAGUGGGCUCUUCUACUCAAUCUUUACUGAUUCACACAAAUGUACCCUGAACGCCAUCAGUCUGGACCCUAAGGUCGACCCAGAGGGUUUUGCAAUCCUCCUGGAGUUCAUGUACACUUCACGUCUCGCACUGAAGGAGAGCCUCAUCAUGGCCAUCAUGAACACAGCCAUCUAUUUACAGAUGGACCACGUUGUUGACACCUGCCACAGAUUCAUAAAGUCCAGUGACUCCUCCAUAAAACUUUCCAGAGAGGACUUUCUUGUCAGCCCCCUGCUUUUACCUCAAGACGUUCACAGCUACAGACCCCAUGAGGUGAUGGAAAACGUUCCUGGACGGUCAGCUACUUUCAGAGAUGGGAGACCCUAUGGUGUCUGCAUGUUUAACGGGGUCAGCGCUCCUAACAGCUCGUACCUUUACAGCCAGUUUCCCAUGCAAGGUUUUCCCUUUCCCCUUUGCAAGCUGACAGACCCCAAAAACACUUUCUCAGACUUCUCAAAGGGAGCCAUCAUCCAACACAAACACUGCUCGCCGGCUGAUGGCAACAACCCCAUCCUGGCCGACUUCACCCGUAGCGCCACCGGCGGGAGCUCAACCACUUGCCAUGCCAGCUCACACUCUUCGAGAGAACUGGGAAGAGAUGAGGAAAUGAAGCGGGAGACCUUGGAGGGAGGGGUCCAUUCGAUUGGGAUGAGCUCCAGAAAGCACAGCUUCAUCAGUGUGGCCCAGGAGCAGCAGAGGGAGAACGGGAAAGAGCAAAGUUCCCUGGCAGAGGAACAUUUGAGCCACCAACACUACUCCAUGGGCAUGUCCUCUAAUGGACGCAAAACCUUGAUGAGCAGUCCUCAGAGCCCCCUUAAAUCAGACUGCCAGCCCAAUUCCCCAACGGAAUCGAGCAGCAGCAAAAACGCUGCCCUUACGCAGGCCUCGCAACCCCCAACCUCUCAGGGUACUCAAGACCCUAAAGCUCGUAACUGGAAGAAAUACAAAUUCAUUGUUCUCAAUCAGAGUUCCAAGGAGGAGGAGACCAUUCCUCAUGACCCUGGAAUGCACUCCCCGCAGAGGCCGGGCUUGUCUGCUUUUCUUCACCAUGUUGAUUCUGAACAUCCCGACUCGAAGGCGACAACGAAGAUUAGCGAGCAAGGCGAGGACUUCACUGUGCCUCAGGCCAGUCGCCUCAACAACAUCAUCAACAGAACUCUAGAGGGAUCACAGAGGAAAAGUGGCAGCCACUCUUCGCUCUAUAUGAGCCAUUUGAAAUGCUCGUCCUGUGGCUCCCAGUCUCCACAGCACUCUGACGUCUGUCCCAACACAUCCACCUCACGUCUGGCUGAGGAAAUGUCUGAGAUGCACUCCGAGUACUCUGAUUCCAGCUGUGAAAAUGGAACGUACUUUUGUAAUGAAUGCGACUCCAAGUUUGCAGAGGAGGAAGCCUUGAAACGCCACAUGCUUCAGGUCCACAGCGACAAGCCAUACAAAUGUGACCGUUGCCAAGCAGCGUUCCGCUACAAGGGAAACCUUGCCAGUCACAAAACAGUUCACACCGGAGAGAAACCGUAUAGAUGCAAUAUCUGCGGGGCUCAGUUCAACAGACCAGCUAACCUCAAAACCCACACACGAAUUCACUCAGGAGAAAAGCCAUACAAGUGUGAGACCUGCGGCGCUAGAUUUGUGCAGGUUGCUCACCUUCGGGCUCACGUUCUGAUUCAUACCGGAGAGAAGCCAUAUCCAUGCGAGAUCUGUGGCACUCGUUUCCGUCAUUUGCAGACACUGAAAAGUCACCUGCGAAUACACACGGGAGAAAAGCCCUAUCAUUGUGAGAAAUGCAACUUGCAUUUUCGCCACAAGAGUCAGCUGCGGUUACACCUGCGGCAAAAGCACGGCGCAGUCACCAACACCAAGACCCAAUAUCGCAUGUCCUCAACAGACCUGCCAACCCACUUAAUGUAGGCAUGCUGAGCAGACACUUAGUGGCAGACCUGACCAUGGCAUUAUACGACCUGACUUGUACAAUCAUUCAAAAUUUUUGUGCCACACUGUGUUAUUCGGACAAAAAAAAACACUGGCAAGAACUGCCAGUCUAAACGGGUUUCCUCUACAUUUUAAUAUAGAACCACAAUAUGGUCACUUGUAGUCACUUUAUUGUUUAUAUUUACAUACAUAUAUAUAUUAAUGUUGGGAGUGUUUUUACGUUUUGAAUUAUAUAUACAUGUGUGUGUGUAUGUGUAUAUAUAUAUAUAUGUAUAUAUAUAUAUAUUUAUAUAUAUAUAUAUAUAUAUAUAUAUAUAUAAAAGCUUUAUUUUGUUGGAAGAAGGAUGGAAUGUAAAACAUUUAAAUCCAGUUUUUGAAAAUACAGUAUUUUCUAACAAAAAAAACAAACAAACAAAAAAAAACUUUUCUGAAGGUUGAUUUUUGAUUGAGGUUGGAAUAUUUUAAGUCAAAACACAUUUCUCGCAAAGCAAAGAAUUGUGUCACUAUAGAUUUUUAUAUGUAAAUGUACAGGUUACACUAUGUUGGAAUGACCUCUUGUAAGAGGAACUCCUGACUGUGACUAUAGCAUUGAACAUCUUUCUUGGUUUUUGACGUGUACUUAUGAAUAAUGGCUGCUCUCUCAAAUGGAAAACAUGCAUGAGGUGGGUCGCCUCUGAUAAAAACUUUCACCAUCUAGGCAACUGCAUAAAUAUUGUGUCAGUGUAAUUACUUUACAUCAAGAUUGCUCUCUGCUGGCAGAGCCGAUCUGGAAUUACAUGGUAACAUAUGCAUUCAAAAGUAAUAAUGACAAUAAUAAUAAUAA
Molecule: messenger RNA, 3106 nt
Organism: Carassius carassius (crucian carp)
Lineage: Eukaryota; Metazoa; Chordata; Actinopteri; Cypriniformes; Cyprinidae
Product: B-cell lymphoma 6 protein homolog
Exons: 9
Coding region: 61-2262 (733 amino acids)
Biological process (GO): regulation of transcription by RNA polymerase II
Cellular component (GO): nucleus
Molecular function (GO): protein binding; RNA polymerase II cis-regulatory region sequence-specific DNA binding; DNA-binding transcription factor activity, RNA polymerase II-specific
Source: RefSeq, a predicted model, not a curated record